Panicum virgatum (switchgrass) is the source of this 6775-nucleotide messenger RNA. RefSeq lists its product as uncharacterized. Bases 2547 to 3917 code for a protein of 456 amino acids. The transcript is spliced from 3 exons. NCBI's taxonomy places the organism in Eukaryota, Viridiplantae, Streptophyta, Magnoliopsida, Poales, Poaceae. Gene Ontology annotation, molecular function: zinc ion binding; nucleic acid binding. The record is from RefSeq and is a predicted model, not a curated record.
GUUCAUGUGACUUUUUCGGUUGGGUUUGGUUGGUGAUGGUCCCCUCUGCUAGCUGGGAGCUCCCACGAUCUCCUUCCCUGUUCGUGGCAGGUAGCCCGUAGCCCCACCCGGCGGCGGCGCCGGCCCCGACGCGAUUUCUUUCGCACUUGUAGGAUUCGAAUAGAAGUUGAGUUCAAAACCAAAUCAAGAGCAGAUUUGUAGUGUAGGUAGACAAAUAGAAGAGUCCGGCGCGAUUUCUUUCACGCUUGUAGGAUUCGAAUAGAAGUUGAGUUCAAAACCAAAUCUAAGAGCAGAUUUGUAGUGUAGGUAGACAUAUAGAAGAGUCCCAGAUCUGACAGAGGGCAGAGCGGAAACCGUGACAUCUCGGCUAGAUCCCUAGGCGAGGGAGAUACCGUCAUCUGCUUCAACCACAAUGGGGCUUCUGGCUCUAUAGCGGCUCAUUGUCCCUGCAGCGUGACCGACAGCGACGACACCGACCCCUGAAUGGAUCGAUUGCUUCAGUGGAUAAAGGAAGGGGCUCACCCUGUCAACAUGAUGCUUGUGGCGAUUCUCAAGCUGCUAAGAGAAUGAUGUGUUCAAUCCCAACCCUUCCAGAGGGUCUCCACAUUUAGCCAGUGAAUUGUGAGCUCUUCUGAUGAGGACAUACCAAUGGUUACUCAAGUUACACAUAAGCAAGUGCAGGAAGGACCAAUUACGCGUAGCCGAGCUAAGAAACUACAACAAGAGGUGAACACGCUGCUUUGCGAAAUUUAUUUUAGUAUCAAUGAGAAUUAUAUACUGCCUAAGAUGUGCACGUUGUUGGUACUCAUGUUCACCAAGGAGGAUGACAAGAAUACAAAAGAAGACUACAAAGAAGGACCACCUUCGAGCCCGACUUGUUCUGCAUAACAGUCUGAAAGAAGCAGUCAUAACUUUUGAUUCCCAAUAGCUAUAAAGGUCAAUGAGGAAAUUUUGGAAAUAUUAUCAAGUCUACUUUCCAAUGAAAUUUAAGCCGAGUACUUUGGAUUACCACUAAUGAGAUCCGAGUACUUUAGUAAAGACUGCUCAGAAGGUCAACAAUCUACCGGACCAUCAAGUUCUCAUGCAAAACUGUACCAAUCUACGAUGUUUCGUGGUGCAAGCUAUACAUGGUUGGAAAGAUAAAUAAGUCUACUUUCCAACGCAAUAAACCUCAUGUCAUUUGGAUUUCCAAAUAAAGAGUUAUGAUGGAUUGAGUGAAGACUGCACAGAAGACCAACAGCCACGCGAGGCUCCUCGGGAUUUCAGUUCGUGGUGACUUUUCAUUUACCAUAACUUCAGAAACUCUAAGGUCCAUUCACACCCAGUAAGGAGGGUUGUUCCUUGUAUAAAUAUCCUAUGUAUCUCAGAGAUUAGAAGACUUUUGAUCAUUUUGAUAAACUGAAAUUGUUUUGCAGCCGAGCUGUUGAGUGCCUUGCACACCCUUGUUCUUCCUUGUUCUUAUUGGACUUGUGAAGAGAUCCCUCUGGGUUCCGCUACUUCGAGCUCUACGAUUUCCAAUACAGCUGUACCAUUUUGUGUGGAUUAGUCCCGAUUUGUGGUUCUGCGAUCGUUUGAAGAUUGAGUCGAAGUCCUCAAGGUUUCGGUGCCUCUCUCCCCGUCGCAUCUAAUCUUGGCAGGUAUAAAGCUAUUUACCCGAUGUUCGCAGCAAAGUUAUCAUUGUUCUUGAACCUACUGUCAUGAAGAUUGGGCCAUCCUUGUGCUAGAAUAUAUCGGCACCUAUCAUGUGGUAAUCAGAGCUAUCGUUGUCACGGUAGAUUUUGUUAUCACCCGUUUAUCUAUCUUUUGUUUACCAUCUGUUACUGUUUUCAUCCAUCUCAUAUAUUUGUUUUGCCAUAUCCUAUAGUCCACUGAAAAGCCAUACAAAAAAUCCUAUAGUCUUUUGUUGGUACUGUUUAUCUUGUGAUAUUUACACUCAUCUUGUUGCUUGCUAGUCACCAUUGUUGUCUUCCGCCGUAAUCUUGUUAAAUUUUUUUCUCACCCACCCCCCUCGUAUGCUAUCUUGUGUCUACUGAAAAAAAGAAAGUGAAAAAAGGAGAGAUCAGAAAGAAAGAGUUAAAAAAAGUAAAAAAAAAAAGAAGUUGAAAGGGCCUAUAUUGUGGAUUGUGUACCUGCAAGUUCUAAAUUUAGAAUCUAAAAGUUUGUGGUGCUAAUAGCAGCAACGUUUACCAUCUUUGAGUGGCUUACACACUUGUUUUCAGUACCAUAAGCCUCCCUUGAACAGCCACCUAUAGCUCCACAAAAACCUGAAACCGGACCUCUCGUCUUGUAUCCUUUCGAUCGCUUAAUCAUAGCUGCGGUACUGCCACUUUAGCACACUCACAGUCCUUGAGAACGGCUAAGAACUUGGGUAAGCAAGUGGUGAGAUUGUGUGAUUCCACAAAUUUUUCCCCCUCUAUUCCACUUUUUUUGCUACCAAUCUAACAUGGCAGGAUCUGAUUCGAGUGUUCAUGGUGGGAACCAUGGAGAUGAAGAACCUCCAGUUGCGCGGGCUGAGUUACACCAACUAGGAAACACUCUUGGAGGCAAUGGAGAGGUUGUUCAAUGAACGUCUUCCCGCAGCGGGUGGUCGAGGUCCACAAGAAGAAGAAUUUGGUGAUGAAAAUUCUGGAUUUGGUAAUGGAUUUCAUGAUCGUUUUGGCAAUGGUCGUGGUGGACGGCGCGCUGACUUUUAUAAUCAGCAUGGAGGAGGACGUAGACAUGAUCGUCAUGUGCAUUUUGAUGAUGAAGAUGAAGCUCAUGAUGAAUAUGACGAAGGCUUUGAUGAUAAUGAAAAUUCUUUUGCACACCAUGGGUGUUUUGGACAGCCAUAUGAACAGCAUCGUGGUGCUGGUCAUGAUGGGGCAAAUCAUCAUGGUCGUCGCAAUAGAGGUGAUCUAAACAGCAAUGCUCGCAUCAAGUUGAGUGUUCCAAAAUUUUCAAGAAGAGAAGAUGCUGAUUCAUAUCUUGAGUGGAAGGAGCAAUGUGAUCAUAUUUUUAGAGUGCAUAAUCUCUCUGAUCAAAGGCGUGUAAACCUUGCUUCUGUUGAAUUUUCAAGUUAUGCUCUCACAUGGUGGAAUCAAAUACAAGAAAAUCAGCUUGUGUUGGGACGUGAUCAUAUCAACACAUGGGAUGAAAUGAAAAAGGUAAUGAGAAGACGAUUUGUUCCAUCAAGCUAUCAGUGUGACCUUUGUAAUAGGUUACAAACAUUGAGACAAGGAUCCAAAUAUGUUGAUGAUUAUUUCAAGGAGAUGGAGUUGCUUUUGGUGAGAUAUGGAAUUAGAGAAGAUGAGGAAUUAAAAAUGGCAAGAUUUUUGAAUGGUCUCAAUGAAAAAAUUUCAGGUUUUCUUGAGAUGUUUCCAUAUGAUAACUUGCAAGCUCUUGUGCAGCAAGCCAUGCGCACUGAGAGAAAAAUUCAGCAAGAGAGUCGAAGGAGGUCAUAUGGCAGUCAAUCUAUUUUAGCUCCAUGGUGUCGGCAGCAAGCUGGGAUCUCUGUUGUUCGAGCUCGAUCUCAAGGUGCUGCAGCUAGGCAUGCUCCAUCUAUUGGUGCAGCAAAGAUGGUGGUUUCUACUGCUUCUUCACCUGCAAUUCAGCAAGAAAAACUAUGUCCUUCUACAAGUACAACAGCCCUCUCUGUUACAUCAGCUGCUGCAUCAUCUUCACAUAGUCGAAGCAUCGUUUGUCACAAGUGUAAAGGUCGUGGGCAUGUUGCUGCUCAGUGUCCUAGUCGAAGAACCAUGAUUAUAAAUGAGCAAGGUGAAUGGAAAUCUGAAAGUGAACCGGAGGAAGAUGCUCCAAGAUAUGAUGAAGAACUUAAGUAUGAUGAAGGUGGGGAAAUUCAACCUGAUGAAGGAGACAAUAAUUGUUUUAUUUCUCGCCGAGUGCUUAGUGUUGCUGUUGUGAAAGAGGAGAAUAAUUAGCGGCACAAUCUUUUUCACACCCGAGGCAUAAUCAAGGAUAAGUUACGCAGCAUCAUUGUUGAUAAUGGCAGCUACAAUAAUAUUGCAAGUCAAGAAUUGGUUGAGAGAAUGAGAUUGAAACAGCGGCGUCAUCCUUCUCCAUAUAAGAUCCAAUGGUUAAAUGAGUGUGGUACACUGCGUGUGAGCAACAUUGUGGCCGUUCCUUUCUCUAUUGGAAGAUACAAUGAUCAUGUUGAGUAUGACGUGGUGCCCAUGCAAGCAUGCCAAUUGCUUUUGGGAAGACCUUGGUUAUAUGAUCGUGAUGUUCAGAUUUGUGGUCGUGCCAACAAGGUUGUUUUCAUGUACAAAGGAGAUCGAAUCACUUUGCUUCCUUUGUCCCCCGAGAAAAUUUUGAAGGAUGAUAUGAAAAAAAAAACAGCAAGAGAGAGAACCAUUUGCGAGUGACCCACAUAAAUAGUGAGGGAGUGUUUCCAAAGCCAAAUAAAACUCCACAGCUGCAAAUAACCGAGCCAAAGGGAAAAGAGGGUUUAGUGAUGAUGGGAAAAGGGGAUUUAAAAGAAUUGAGUGAACCCAAUGCCAUAUUCUAUGUACUCCUGUACAAGGAUAUUUUUCUUGUCACUAAUGAUUUACCCUCUACCUUGCCUAGUGCUGUUUUUGAUGUGUUACAGGAAUAUGAAGUGUUUCCCGAGGAAGCACCACCAGGGCUGCCACCAAAGAGAGGGAUUGAACACCAAAUCGACCUUGUUUCUGGUGCUCCACUUCCUAAUUGUGCACCAUACCGCACCAAUCCGGAGGAAACAAAACAAAUUCAGCGCCAAGUGCAAGAUCUCAUCAACAAAAGUUAUGUGAAGGAAAGUCUCUCUCCUUGUGAUGUUUCUGUUUUUUUAGUUCCAAAGAAAGAUGGCUCAUGGAGAAUGUGUGUUGAUUGCCGAGCUAUAAAUAACAUCACAAUAAGAUAUAGAUACCCCAUACCUAGGCUUAAUGACAUGCUUGAUGAGCUUAGUGGUGCUAUCAUCUUUACAAAAAUUGAUUUAAGAAGUGGUUAACAUCAAAUCCGAAUGAGAGAGGAAGAUGAGUGAAAAAUAGCUUUCAAAACAAAGUUUGGGCUGUAUGAAUGGUUGGUAAUGCCUUUUGGAUUAACCAAUGCACCUAGCACAUUCAUGAGAUUGAUGAACCAUGUGCUUAGACAUUUCAUUGGUAAGUUUGUUGUUGUUUACUUUGAUGAUAUCUUAAUUUACAGCAAGUCACUUGAUGAACAUGUUGAACAUAUAUAAUGUGUGCUUACUAUUUUGCGGAAGGAAUGCUUGUAUGCUAACCUUGAAAAGUGCACCUUUUGCACCGACAAUGUAGUUUUUCUUGGCUUUGUUGUUUCAGCUCAUGGCGUGGAGGUGGAUGAGGAAAAGAUCAAGGCUGUUCGUGAAUGGAAGCCUCCACAAAAUGUGAGCCAAGUGUGAAGCUUCCUUGGACUUACCGGCUUCUACUGUCGGUUUGUGAAAGAUUUCAGUUCCAUUGCUGCCCCAAUAAACCAAUUGAUAAAUAAAGAUAUACCAUUCCACUAGGGUGAAACACAAGAGCACACAUUUGAAGAGUUGAAGAAAAGGUUGACAUCAGCUCCACUCCUUGCACUUCCAGAUUUCGGUAAGACCUUUGAAAUUGAAUGUGAUGCAAGUGGUGUAGGGAUAAGAGGUGUGCUCAUGCAAGAAAGAAGACUUGUUGCAUACUUUAGUGAAAAAGCUAAGUCGUCCAACUUUGAAUUAUUCAGUUUAUAACAAAGAACUUUAUGCUCUUGUGAGGAGUUUGGAAACUUGACAACACUACCUUUUACCUAAAAAAAUUGUGAUACAUUCAGACCAUGAAUCUUUGAAACAUUUAAAGGGUCAACUAAAACUGAACAAACGACAUGCCAAAUGGAGUGAAUUCAUUGAAUAUUUUCCUUAUAUUGUCAAGUACAAAAAAGGAAAAGAAAAUAUUAUUGCAGAUGCUUUAUCUAGACGCUAUGCUUUGUUGUCCCAACUUGAUGCUAAAAUUUUUGGUUUGGAGAACAUCAAAAAUUUGUAUGCUACUAAUUCAUUCUUUGCUGAACCAUUUGCUAAAUGUUGUGAUGGCAAGGGUUGGGAAAAGUUCCAUUUGCAUGAUGGAUUUUUGUUUAGAGCUAACAAACUCUGCAUUCCAGAUUGCUCUGUUCGCUUAAUGCUUUUGUAGGAUGCUCAUGCCGGAGACCUUAUGGGUCACUUUGGUGUCAAGAAAACAGAGCAAGUGCUAGCUGAUCAUUUCUUUUGGCCAAAGAUGCGGCGAGAUGUGGAGAGAUAUGUUCUUCGCUGUGUAACAUGUCACAAAGCUAAGUCACGCUUGAACCCUCAUGGUUUAUACACCCCUUUACCCAUUCCUAGUGUCUCUUGGGAAGACAUUUCUAUGGACUUUGUUCUUGGAUUACCUCAAACCAAGAGGGGGAGGGAUUCAAUCUUUGUUGUGGUUGAUCAUUUUAGCAAAAUGGCACACUUUAUUUCUUGCCAUAAGAGCGACGAUGCUUCACACAUUGCUGAAUUAAUUUUCAGGGAAAUUGUGCGUCUACAUGGAGUGCCACGUACCAUUGUGUCGGAUCGUGACACCAAGUUCUUGAGUUACUUUUGGAAGACUUUGUGGGGUAAACUUGAGACAAGGCUGCUGUUCUCCACAACAUGUCAUCCACAAACUGAUGGGCAAACCGAAGUUGUCAACCGUACAUUGUCAACAAUGCUGCGAGUUGUUCUUAAGAAGAACUUGAAACUAUGGGAAGAAAGCUUGCCACAUGUGGAAUUUGCAUACAACAGGGCGGUACACUCGACCACUAAAUUUUGUCCAUUUGAGAUUGUAUAUGG